UACUGGCAGCCUCCUCCAGGAGCCGCUUGGCGAGCUAGCUACCGGCUGUACAGGCGCCGUAUCAUCUGUCAGAAUAUUGUGUACUCUAAUGUCCGAUCUAAAAGAUAGAGGCAGUUGGGAAACACGCGUAUGGCUAAUAUAUUGUAUAAAAUGAAACGUUUUUUGUUUGUUUGAGAUGAUUUGGAGGAAUAAGUACGUCGUUCCGGAGGAGGAGGUACGGCGGCUUUCAAGCUCUCAACUUUAGACAGCUAGCUAAGGCUAAGCCGACACUUUCUGGGCAACCUGUGCUGGCGGCAGAAGUCAUCCGGCAGUCAUGUUUCAAACGGAAACACACAUUUCGUGCCUUUUCCCGGAAAUCUUGGCCAUUAUUUUCAGUUAUCUGGACGUUAAGGACAAAGGGAGAGUGGCUCAAGUGUGCGCGGCCUGGAGAGACUCGUCCUACCACAAGUCGGUGUGGAGGGGGGUGGAAGCCAAGCUGCAUCUGCGGAGGGCCAACCCGUCUCUGUUCCCCAGCCUGCAGACCAGGGGCAUCAAGAAGGUACAGAUCCUCAGCCUGAGGAGAAGUCUGAGCUACGUAAUUCAGGGGAUGCCGCAGAUCGAAAGUCUUAACUUGUGUGGAUGCUUCAACCUCACUGACAAUGGUCUGGGACAUGCCUUUGUGCAGGACAUCCCAUCCCUGCGGGUCCUGAACCUUAGCUUGUGUAAGCAGAUCACAGACUCCAGUCUGGGCAGAAUCGCCCAGUACCUGAAGAACCUGGAGGUGCUUGAACUCGGUGGGUGCAGCAAUAUCACAAACACUGGCCUGUUGCUCAUUGCCUGGGGCUUACACAGACUCAAAAGCCUUAAUCUUCGCAGCUGCAGGCAUGUAUCUGAUGUGGGCAUUGGUCACCUGUCUGGAAUGACCCGCAGUGCUGCAGAGGGCUGCUUGACUCUGGAGAAGUUAACAUUUCAGGACUGCCAGAAACUGACAGAUCUUUCUCUCAAACAUGUUUCAAAGGGCCUAAACAAGCUCAAAGUGCUCAACCUCAGCUUCUGCGGGGGGAUAUCAGAUGCAGGGAUGAUCCACCUAUCACAGAUGACCCAGCUGUGCAGCCUGAACCUGCGCUCCUGCGAUAACAUCAGUGACACUGGGAUAAUGCAUUUAGCCAUGGGCUCCCUCCGGCUCUCCGGCCUCGAUGUCUCUUUCUGCGAUAAGAUCGGAGACCAGAGCCUGGCCUACAUCGCCCAGGGCUUGUAUCAGCUCAAGUCUCUCUCUCUGUGCUCCUGUCACAUCAGCGAUGAUGGAAUUAACAGGAUGGUGCGCCAAAUGCAUGAACUCAAAACUCUCAACAUUGGGCAGUGUGUGCGAAUCACAGACAAAGGUUUGGAGCUGAUCGCUGACCACUUGACUCAGCUGACUGGGAUUGAUCUGUAUGGUUGCACUAAGAUCACCAAGAGGGGUCUGGAGAGGAUAACGCAACUCCCGUGCCUUAAAGUAUUAAACCUCGGGCUGUGGCAGAUGACCGAGAGUGAGAGAAUGAGGUGACACGUUCUCGUGUGUACAUUUCAUCAUGUAUGGUGCUGUAUGCAUUAAUUCAACCUUGUAUACUGUUAAUCAUACAAGGAGGGACCCUCCUGGAAUCUUCCACAAUGUUUAGUUUUCACGCUGUGUUUUCUUAGACUCUUGCUUUGAUAAACCUGCAGCCUGUGUACGUUCUGACCAUCUAGCUACCUCGCCCCCUGAACACAGGAGUGCCUACUGUUGGUGAAUACUAGAUUUUAUAUUUUUUAGAGAUUUUUUACAUUCGGAAACUUAAACCUGCAGAAGAAAUGGGAAUGUUUUAUUCAAGACGGAAAGGUUGCAGUUUCCUGGAUUUUAAAAUUAGGAAUUUUUGUUCUUUGAAUACUUAUAACUUGUUUAUAUUGAAUGACUGUUGCUGACAAAAUUGUACUUCAAAUUGAAGUGGGUGAAUCACUCCCGUCUCUUCAUGUUUACCCGUGUACAUUUUUCUUUUGUAAUAUUUCUGAGAAAGUAAUUUAAACAUAUAAUUCACCACUGCAGCAAAAAAUAACGUGUUAUUAACAGCUACACAGAUUAUAUGCAAUUGAACUGUUCUUCAGUGUUUUUCUUUCGCCUGAAGAAAUUCCAACCAUAAGGCCAGAGUAUUUGUCCAAAACAAAACAAAAACACACAGUAAUUUAAGAUGUUUUAUAUUCAUAAAAUAGUUGUAUUUAUGAAUAAAGAUUAUAAACAUG
Molecule: messenger RNA, 2235 nt
Organism: Girardinichthys multiradiatus
Lineage: Eukaryota; Metazoa; Chordata; Actinopteri; Cyprinodontiformes; Goodeidae
Product: F-box/LRR-repeat protein 14-like
Exons: 2
Coding region: 314-1525 (403 amino acids)
Biological process (GO): SCF-dependent proteasomal ubiquitin-dependent protein catabolic process
Cellular component (GO): SCF ubiquitin ligase complex
Molecular function (GO): protein binding
Source: RefSeq, a predicted model, not a curated record